Drosophila sechellia is the source of this 1869-nucleotide messenger RNA. RefSeq lists its product as uncharacterized. The record is from RefSeq and is a predicted model, not a curated record. The transcript has 2 exons. NCBI's taxonomy places the organism in Eukaryota, Metazoa, Arthropoda, Insecta, Diptera, Drosophilidae. Bases 18 to 1448 code for a protein of 476 amino acids.
GUCACAUGUCGUACUAAAUGGAGGUGCCUUGGAUAAUAGUUUCUCUUUGGACUAGAGCUGUCUGGGGACAAAGUUAUUUGGCGGGAGAGCAUCGUCCACUUUGGAUCCUGGAGGAUGGGCUAGCCAAAAGGCACAGACAGAAUCGCCCAGAAGCCGACUAUGAAACCACCACUAGGAUUCCUGCUGCGCUGAUGGUCAGAAGGCAGGGAAGAGGUGGUGGUCAGGAGGAGGAACCCGGCUCCAUUACUUUUCUUGUUAGACAUGACGAUCGGGAUGCUCCUUCUGCGCCGCCCCCAAUACUGCCCUCCUUGCCUAAGCGACGCUUUAUGAUGCCCCACCGUCUCCAGCUGCCCCAUCGGUACGUACAACCCGUUCAAAAAACCAGAAGCCAGCGGCGGGGAGAACGUCGCCAGCUACCCGUUUUCGAUAAUGGGCCCGGGGAGAAUUCCCUGCAACUGAGUAUGGGCAACUACCCCGUUUUCGUGUACAAUGGAACCAGGGGAGAACUGAUUCUCAACACCAUGCUAAGCAGGAGGCGUUAUCCCAUGCAGGAACCAGUUCCAGGCCAAGUUCUCUAUCCACCAUCGACCCCCAUGUUUCGUCCAAAACCGAUUGUGGAGCGAUUCCGCUUCCCAGGACAACGGGAGAUCAAGAACCUGACUUUAAUUCCCUUUUAUGCGCAAGAGGCCAUCAGUGAUCCCACCCUAACUAGCACAUCCACUCAAGCACCCACCACCUCCACCACGCCCAUGCCAUCACCCUACGAGACACAGCUGCCCAGAAUCGAGGGAAUGCUAACGCUGGGAAAGCGAAAGAGAAAGAAGGGCAAGCAAUAUGAGGCCUUUCAUUCCCCUCAAGAUGUGAUGCAAUGGCAGACAGUCCUGCGACGAUCCACUGGUCACAACGACAAUCAUCGGCAUCACUCCAGUCAGGAAGUGGAGCCGGAGGAGCAGAAGGAGUUGGGAGAUCUAAGCGAUGGUGUGGAAGAGGAGCUCGAUGAACAAGACUGGCUAACAUCACAGGAAGCCGAAACAGAGGUGGAACUACCUCCCGAGCCAAGAGAAACGUCUACCGCCAGCAGCAGUGAGCCCUUCCAGAUCGUCUACAUCGAUGAGAGUCUGGAACGACCAACCGUCGAAACUCUGAGUCCCACUACGCCGCCAACACCAUUGCGACAUAGCUCUCGAUAUGCCCUCAAAAAUAGGUACUAUGCAUUUCCAGUAUAUACCCUGGGUAAACUGCUCCAGCCACAAACACAGAAUCCAUCCAAGAAUCUACUAGAGAAAAGCGAUCGCUCGGCAAGAAGCUCCUUGGAAAGAGAGCCUAGUACGUGGUUUAUCCUGAAUUCACGCUACAAGGGACCAUACCAUCGAUCACAUGGAACACACAAUCAGACCAAAUACUACACAUCCAAGUACAUAGAGAACGGCUUUAGACCUCGGAGAUAGUACAAAUAGUUAGAUGUUAAUAACUGAUAACUAUCAAGAAUAGUUUUUGGAGUGACAAAGAAGACACCCAAGAGAUUACAGAACACAGUGCUCCGAAAUGAUCACUAACGCCUCUAUCCAUAAAUAAAGCCUUCAGAAAAAGCCAUGAGACAAUUUAGAUUGUAAUGCCUAGAUUGUUGCCUGGUGGAACCGUUUUACGACCGAUAAAGGGCAGUCAUUCAUGUUUGGGGUCAAAAGAGAUCCCGAGCUCUGAAAAGGCGGUCGUAAAUUGGAAAGUGAAUAAUAGGGACUACUUUAUUGAGCGACCUAUAGUUGCAUAACCCAACGUGCGAAUCGGACGGGUGAGCUAAAGCCAUUGCCUGACCCAAAUUCCAGAAUCCAAUACACGGAAAAUAAGAAAGAAAAACAAAAUUUGAAUGUG